This is a messenger RNA of Centruroides sculpturatus (bark scorpion), 2182 nucleotides long. RefSeq lists its product as uncharacterized. The transcript has 3 exons. NCBI's taxonomy places the organism in Eukaryota, Metazoa, Arthropoda, Arachnida, Scorpiones, Buthidae. Bases 267 to 632 code for a protein of 121 amino acids. The record is from RefSeq and is a predicted model, not a curated record.
AUUUCGGAUAUAAUUUCGUUUGUACUAGCGACAUCUUUCGGCGACGAGAGCAAUUCCUGUUGGUGCAUUUGCACUGAAGGCUGUCGGUCACGUGACUCGUAGAACACGUCAAGUUUAAUUCUUUAUCAUAUGGAUUUCUUGUCGAAUAGUAGUUUUAAAUCUCAACGGUAGUUUUCUGUUUGUGGCUCGCUCUUUAUAAAAACAAAAAAAAGCGUAGGAGACGUUUAACGAUAAAAUUAAAUAAGUAUGUGUGAUGUCAUAGAAGUAUGAAGAUCUGUUGUGUGAAAAUUACAUUGCUAGUAAUAUUUAUUUCGUUUCAUAGAUGGCACUGCACUGGUGAAUUUGAGCAAACUCUUUCUUAUAAAAAUGAUAAACUUGUGGAAUCAUCAAGUGGUAUUAAAAGUAACCAAAUCAAUUCUGAUUUUCUUUCUUCAGCUAUAAAAGAGACAUAUACAUUACAUGGUGUAUAUAAGUCUCGUACAUUACAAAAAUCUCAUUUAUCAAAUAAUGUUAAGAAAAGACCAAUAUCUCUUCUGCUCGAGGUUAAAUCUGGAGUUAAGAUCAGGAAAUCAAAGGUAUUUCAGGUAUACAAGAGUUUAAUAAAAAUAUUUUUGUUAAAAAGUUCCCUGUAAUAUCUUCAUAAAUGUCCACUAAAAUGACUCACUGCUAAUUGUGUGUAAUGGAAAACUUGGUGUGAAAAAUUAUUGUUUGAAGAAAAUAACAAUGUGCAUGUCAUAUUUUAAAGUAAUAUUGUCUUUAAUGUUAUAUAUUAAUUAAUGACUGUUUAAAAUUAAAUAAUAAUAAUUCAGUAAAACUGCAUGAUAAAUUCAAUUAAAAACAGUAGUGUGAAUAAUCAAAUCAUUUGAUUAUUUAUGUACAGGGUGUACAUAAAAGAUCUUUGCAACUUUAUGCAUUAAUAAGAAUUUUAAGUCUACCUUCACAAAAGUUCCAGAUAGAUUUCAUUUAAAAAAGAUAUUCAAAAAUGUUCAUAUAUGGCAUUCUUGGUCAUGAGCAUUUCACAAUAGGUACUGAUUAGCUGGAUUAACAGAAUUUACUCAGUAGCCAUGAGUCCUCAAGUGCAUUGAGUCAUUUAUUGAAACAAAAUUUAAUAUUGUGGCUCUAAAUAAGUGUGGAACUCUAUAUAACACACCACUGUCAUCAAGAUCUAUUUUCAUGCUUGGUAUGAAAGAUUUAUGACCACAGUAAGUGUUGAAUAUAAGAAAGGUUAUGAGUGACCUAGAGUAUCUGAUGAAAAUAUGGAACAAGAGUGAGAGUCAUUUCUUCAUAGAAGUCAACAUGAACAACAGCUGGAGUUAAAUGUGUCUCUCACACUGUUCAUAAAGUACUGAGGAGUUGUUCACAUAUAUGUUCUUGCACAUUUCAAAUCCCAUAAGAAAUCACUCAAGAUGAUUGGAUUUCUCAUAGAGAUUUUGCAAUUACCAUGCUUGAUUGUUUGGAAGAUAUCAACAGUUUUCUUAGAAAAAAGUAACUUUUAGUAAGGCUACUUUUCAUUUGUUCAGCAAAGUAAAUAAAUAAAAUGUCAGUGUCUGAAGCUUGGAAAAGCUGCAUUUCAUUUAUUAACACAUCAGAGACAGUCCCAUAGUAUGGAGUGUCACACAAAAUGAUUGGCCCAUUUUUUUUUUUAUGAACCAACCAUAGAUUGCUAACAUUUACCUUGACAUGUUAGAAAACUUUGCCUAUCCUCAUUUAAGAGUUACAACCUGAUAUGUUGUUCUAGCAAGAUAGCAUUUCACCACAUUAAGUAUUGAUUGCUUGUGAAUUUCUAAACAUACAAUUCCCUAAUUGAUGGGUUGGCAUGGUGGUCCCAUAACUUGACCACCAAGGUUAUUGAACGUAAUUGUGAUUUCUUAAUGUGUGGUUCUGUGAAGGAUCAUGUCUACAAAUCUUGGGUAGCUGAUGUGAAAGAUUUGAAGGCAAGAAUCAUUGCUGUGCUUGUUGAUGCGCUAUACUAUACAUAGAAAGAACUGCAAUAUUGCUUGGACAGUGUAUUUGUAACUAAGAGCAUGUGUUGAAUGUUUGUGAUUUCAGUAUUCCAGAAAAAGCUUUGAAGUAUGCUUUAUCUUAUUCUGUCUAUAUCAUAAUUGUAAGUUGUUUAAUAAGUUUCCUAUGAUCAAUUUUAGUUGUAAAGAUCUUUUAUAUAUCCUGUAUAAUUUGGGCUUGU